AUCUUAGCCUGACGGGCAUUUUAACUGGUCGGACAGAAGCCGGAAAAGCAGCCAAGGUCUGCUCUUGGACAUGAACAACACGAACGUUUACGCGAUUAAAUAGGAAUUGUAUUAAUUCGUAGUAAUUAAAAAGUACUUAUUAUUCAUACUUUGGUAGUUGAAAGAAAUGAAAACGUUUGAGUGGGUCACGUUGGGAUAUUCGUAGCACUCUGGACGUUUUAGUACGUCGAACCAAAACGAAGCUUCACCCCAAAACAAUGUUCCCUUGUUUGGGUUUCACGAACUCUGACAGUUAAGACACGAGAAGAGUAAGAAAAGGAGACAUGUUGAGCUUGAAGGCACUGCAGAAGAACAAGACUGUUCGAUAUGGCGUGCCUAUGCUACUGCUCGUGGUCGGCGGUUCUUUUGGCCUGCGAGAGUUCACACAGAUCCGCUACGAUGCCCAAAAAGUCAAGAGGAAGUUGGAUCCCUCACUUGAGGCCAAAGUGAACCUGCAGAAGCAGUCGGUCAUUUUGGAGCAAGAGUAUGAGAAGAUGAAGGAUGCCAGUUUGGACGAGUGGAGGAACAUUCGCGGCCCGCGGCCCUGGGAGGACUCCCGGGAAUUCCAGGAGCAGCAGCGCAGGAAGAGGACGCCGGAGAGCUAGGACACACCCCUUUAAGAUAUUCAGCGAUGCCUCGAGAUACAAGUUUGAUUUGUUCCGGGAACACACAAAAAGAGCACUCUAUCAUGAAUAGAUUGUCUAUGCAGUAAUAUAUACUUGUGAGCAUUGUUAUUAUGGUCUCUCCGCGUUUCCUCCCCCAACAUUUCUGUCCAGAUAAAGGCAACACCGCCAAAUCGAUGUUAAUUAUUACCCCGCGUGCCGAUAGAAUUCCCCAUUGAAUGGUAGCAUUCAGUUAGCGGAGGCUAUGUAGUUGUUUUCAGUACAUGAGUAAUUAUUUUAGUUGGAUGUUUAGUUUGACAGUUGAUCCAAGUUUUCAUAGUAAAGCUGUUUUUUUGCAACUGUUUUACUUUCAUUAAACACAAAUAUGGUCAAUCCGCUUUCACGCAGGAAUGCAGAAACUGGAGAAUAUUCAGUGUUGGGGGACUGAAAUAACUGCAUUCGGACAAUGUUUUUAAUCGCUGAUAAAAAUUUUUGAUGAAUUUGA
Hippocampus zosterae (dwarf seahorse) is the source of this 1146-nucleotide messenger RNA. RefSeq names its product cytochrome c oxidase assembly protein COX16 homolog, mitochondrial. The transcript is spliced from 4 exons. Gene Ontology annotation, biological process: mitochondrial respiratory chain complex IV assembly. Gene Ontology annotation, cellular component: mitochondrial inner membrane. The record is from RefSeq and is a predicted model, not a curated record. Lineage: Eukaryota; Metazoa; Chordata; Actinopteri; Syngnathiformes; Syngnathidae. The coding region runs from base 324 to 644 and encodes 106 amino acids.